This is a messenger RNA of Podarcis lilfordi (Lilford's wall lizard), 842 nucleotides long. Lineage: Eukaryota; Metazoa; Chordata; Lepidosauria; Squamata; Lacertidae. The record is from the annotation of a GenBank genome assembly.
AUGCAGGCAAGGAAUCCCUUCACUCCGGGGGACGCCCUGUCCCCCCCCUUCGGGGACCACAAUGGUGCCGUCUGCCCGGAGUGGCGGCCUCCCUGAGGCUUCUGCCCGGAGUUGGCGCGCUUGGCGUCCCUCCCUCCCUGCCCCGCGGGCGGGCUCUGCGCGGGGCCUGGGAGGCCGGCGCCCGCCUCGGCCUCGAGUCUUGCGAGUUCUGCUUCGGAAUCCCGGCAGCUUUCCUUUCCCUCCUCGGGGCCGUUCUUUGCCUCCCUCUGUUCACUUUCCCCGCCGCCCUCCUUCUCCCUCUUUCUUCGAAAUUGUGGUAAAUGCCAGGUAAGGUUUGACCUGGAUGAAGCCGCGGGUCCGACAACAACGGCCUACUAAUUUAUUAAUACUGUAUUUACAGGCUGUCUAGUAACAAGCUGCAAGAAUGAGUGAUUUCCAGUGCAAUAUACUACAACUAUAAACUAAGUAUAAAGAGGAAAACAAAAUCGGAAUAAAAAAAAUCCAACACAUGCGAACUCGGGGUUUAGAUUUUGAAGUAAAGGGCUUUAUCCAAUUGGUACUCUGGCAGGCAAGGGUUUUUUUAUCGGAGUUGUCUGCUAAUGGAGGGGGAGGGUAAGCAGUUUUUGCCAGUUCCCCCUUGCAUCCAUCUUAAAACAUAUUUUGGAGGGUUCCACCAACUUUCCAGAACAGAUAUUUGGAGUGCAGGGAGGUGACAGGGGGAGAAAGAAUUUGCAAAAAUUGCUGCCCCUUCCAUUAGCAGACACCUCUGCUGAAGCAACAGUGCAUGGACAACUACUUGGAAAUAAGUCUUAUUAAUUUUCAAUUGCAGAAAUCCAGUAUAG